AAGAAGAAAAUUAGAACUCCCAAGGAAACUUGGCCGGUACAUGUGGGUAUGGCAGGCAGGUAUGUCAACGAGGCCGCCACAAUCCUUUCCCUGAGCAUUUUGCAAAGAUUCAACUGCGAAGUGAUUUUUGCUCAGGACAGUGUGGAGUCGGAACGGCCACUCAAAGUAUGCGCCGAGGCUGGCAGGAAAUGUGUGCGGAAUAUCCACCAAUAUCCUGUCCUGUCUGCAGAGUGGAUUGCUUUGGUAGAUUCAUUGAAACAGCUUUCAAGACUUGUGCAACUUGAAGGGAGAAUGCCUGCAAAUCCAAAGGUUUUGGAGGCCCGAGGACGAGACAGGGAGUCGGAGGGCACUUUGUGGGACCAGGAGGCGCACGAAAAUGCAAUUCGCAUUUUGGUGGAGGAAGCCAAGGUAAACUUGUGCCUCAGGAUGAUGUUCGACUUCAAGAAAUGGCAGUACAACUCUGCCGAGAAGCAGGCUGUGAUCGAAGAAGCAAUGAAGGCCUACGAAUCAACAGAGGUGCAGCUAGAGCAAAAAUGUAUCCAAUUCGAGGACUGCUUGGGAACUCUUCUUCGGAAAGCUUUCAUGCAUGUCGAAACCUUGCAGUUGAUGGACAUACCUUUGCUCAUAGAGCAUUGCGCCUUCAUUCUUCAAGCUUGCUUCAACCUGGCUGAAAGCCCUGGCGAUGCCAGACUGCAGGAGACGGUGGUGUUGUACUACUUCAGCUCCUUGAUGAAGCAUGCGGAGGCAUUGAACAAUUCAGAACUGUUGGCGCGAAGCCGUGAACUGCAGUUGGUAGAGCUCGCAGUCGGCCACUACUUGCGCUUUGCCGAUCAGUUCCCUGAUGAGCUGAAACACAGUCUUGCUGAAGGUCUAGCAGCCAUGGCCGACAAUGAAGACUUCCAGACAGAAUGGGAAACCUUCUUUUUGAGUGAUGAUGCAAAAUUGACCUUCCUCGCAUUGGAAGAGAAACUAACUGCUCCAAUCCUGGAGGAACAGCCAGGUAAAAGGCGCGAGAUCAGACCGUUGUUGGACUUCUACAACACCAUCAAGCGCUCUAUGCUGGGUGCUCAGAUGCAAAAUCUGCAUGGGUUUGCCCCUCCGUACAUGACUUUGGCUUCCCCUAGAAGUUGA
Molecule: messenger RNA, 1131 nt
Organism: Durusdinium trenchii
Lineage: Eukaryota; Dinophyceae; Suessiales; Symbiodiniaceae
Source: the annotation of a GenBank genome assembly